AUGUCACUUUCUUCCACACAACAGAUUAAUAGCUUUAAUAGUAAUAAUUAUAUUCAAGUUAAGCCGAAUAAAAUGAUUCGUGCUGAACUUCUACGGAAAGACACCUUACGACAAAGGAAUCCGCAAUAUGUUCGAACAAGGCCUAAUAAGAUAGUUCGAACCAUAUCAUCUAAGCCUAUCGUCGCUCCCGUUCGGUCAGUUACCGACGUAUCCGCCGCAUCGGACAAAGCCUCUACUAAAACAGAAAAAGCCCCGUCCGCUGUUACCGUUCCUGAACAAACUGAUAAAUCCCUCGCACGACAAGUACGUUACUCCCCCGUGAUCCGGUCUUUAGUUCGAGGUAGCUCCUCGAAUCUUCAACGGCCGCGCCAAACUUUAUUCAGACCUCGUACCCGUUCCAAUAAAUACACUCGCUCAGAUGUAGAUAAAAAGGAGAAUAAAAAAGAGGAUAGCUCAAGUCGACAAACUUCAAAUCCUCCAUUCAAGACUAAAUUG
Messenger RNA from Acaulospora morrowiae, 495 nucleotides. The record is from the annotation of a GenBank genome assembly. NCBI's taxonomy places the organism in Eukaryota, Fungi, Glomeromycota, Glomeromycetes, Diversisporales, Acaulosporaceae.